AUGACGGACAAGGAAGAAGAUUCUAACACGAUCUCCAUCGAAGUUGCCCAGGAACCAGCGACUAGGAUUCUUGGUUUCGCGCCACUACAGCUAUCCGAUGAUAUCUACAAUGUUGUCAAUGAUAAUCUGGGUCGAAUGAUUGAUGACUUUGGAGAGAAACUACUGGAGCGGUACCAAACCAAACUGGAUCCGUCCCGUGUGGAAAAGUUGUUGAAUGUGUGCAAGUACAAGCUGCAACUCCAACAAGAUUAUCUGUUCGACGAGUUUGAUAAAUACCUCGUCGGUGACUUACUAUCUGUUGAUCCGAAUGUUGUCCUCGAGGAGGACCGGUGUCAGUUGACGUAUUCCGAAAAGAAAGCACAUUUGGUUGAAGCUCGUAUAGAUACCUAUACAAAACGCCUGGUAACACUUAACGCCUGUAGCACCCUUUUGGACCAAAAAUCGGCCGAACUCAAAUGUAUAGAGAAGCACUUGGCGUCUUUCAACAAAUUGUUGUCCGACACGAUCCAGACCAGUUUCGGUGUAGAUUCGAUUGAUGAUCUCUGUCUCCUGGUCCUUGAACGAACCAGAUCGUUGAUGCGACUCUGUUCGGAAUUCCGUGACGCCUUUGACACCUAAUUGAAUUGUUGUGUGUUUGUGACAACUUGUCUCCUGGUCCUUGAACGAACCAGAUCGUUGAUGCGACUCUGUUCGGAAUUCCGUGACGCCUUUGACACCUAACUGAAUUGUUGUGUGUUUUGUGACAACUUUUGUACAGCCAUGUUAUUUUUUCUAUUUUUCAUGCUACUAGAUGUCCU
This is a messenger RNA of Opisthorchis viverrini, 797 nucleotides long. RefSeq lists its product as hypothetical. Gene Ontology annotation, biological process: mitotic sister chromatid segregation; kinetochore assembly; protein localization to kinetochore. Gene Ontology annotation, cellular component: nucleus; chromosome, centromeric region. The record is from RefSeq and is a predicted model, not a curated record. The coding region runs from base 1 to 618 and encodes 205 amino acids. The transcript is spliced from 6 exons. NCBI's taxonomy places the organism in Eukaryota, Metazoa, Platyhelminthes, Trematoda, Opisthorchiida, Opisthorchiidae.